Messenger RNA from Peromyscus californicus insignis, 2339 nucleotides. It is a transcript of the gene St3gal4, whose product is annotated as ST3 beta-galactoside alpha-2,3-sialyltransferase 4. The transcript is spliced from 12 exons. Gene Ontology annotation, biological process: glycolipid biosynthetic process. The record is from RefSeq and is a predicted model, not a curated record. Lineage: Eukaryota; Metazoa; Chordata; Mammalia; Rodentia; Cricetidae. Gene Ontology annotation, molecular function: sialyltransferase activity. Bases 447 to 1475 code for a protein of 342 amino acids.
CCCGCCCGAGCCCCGGCCCCCGCCUCCCCUUCAGGAGGACUUGCCCGCUCCCAGGCCGGCCCCGCUCCCGGGACAGGGACCGGGCCGAGCGGAGCCGCUGCGCCAGUGCUGCCCCGCCAGCACGGGCGCCUAGCGGAUCGGAGCUGCGCGCGGAUCUACCUCGCCCCGCCCCGCUCCACCCGCAAGGACCAGCCCUGCACCAUGCCAGGCUGUCCCUCCGGCCCCUUCCCACUCCACUCAGCUUGCUGGCCAACUCCACCUGUGGCCCUGUCCCCUGCAACACCCCGUUCUCUUCUCUACAUCACUGUCUCAGCAGCUGUCCAAAUCGAGAAGAAAGAAAAUAUCCUCUCUCGGGAGCAGCUGGACUGAUCGACCAGCAAGGCCAGGUGGCCCGAGGCAGCCGGGAUGACACUUCUCCCCAGGAACCCUGCUAUCUGCUGAGAAACAUGACCAGCAAAUCCCCUCCUCUGUGCAUGUACCUUGCAGGCUGGAAGUUCCUGGCCAUGCUGGCUCUGGUCCUUGUCGCUGUCAUGGUGUGGUAUUCCAUCUCCCGAGAAGAUAGGUACGUUGAACUCUUUUAUUUUCCCAUCACAGAGAAGAAAGAGCCGUGCUCCCAGGGUGAGGCAGAGAGGCAGGCCUCUAAGAUUUUCGGCAACCAUUCUAGGGAAAAGCCCAUCUUCCUGCAGCUUAAGGAUUAUUUCUGGGUAAAGACACCAUCGGCCUAUGAGUUGCCCUUUGGGACCAAAGGGAGUGAAGACCUUCUUCUCCGGGUGUUGGCCAUCACUAGCUAUUCUGUCCCUGAGAGCAUACAGAGCCUCGAGUGUCGUCGCUGUGUUGUGGUGGGGAAUGGGCACCGGUUGCGGAACAGUUCACUGGGAAGUGUCAUCAACAAGUACGAUGUGGUCAUCAGAUUGAACAAUGCUCCUGUGGCUGGUUAUGAGGGAGACGUGGGCUCCAAGACCACCAUACGUCUCUUCUACCCUGAGUCGGCCCACUUCGACCCCAAAAUGGAAAACAACCCAGACACACUCUUGGUCCUGGUAGCUUUCAAGGCAAUGGACUUCCACUGGAUUGAGACCAUCUUGAGUGAUAAGAAGCGGGUGCGCAAAGGUUUCUGGAAGCAGCCUCCCCUCAUCUGGGAUGUCAACCCCAAACAGAUUCGGAUUCUCAACCCCUUCUUUAUGGAGAUUGCAGCAGACAAGCUCCUGGGCCUGCCCAUACAGCAGCCUCGAAAGAUCAAGCAGAAGCCAACCACAGGUCUGCUAGCCAUCACCUUGGCCCUACACCUCUGCGACUUAGUGCACAUCGCUGGCUUCGGCUACCCGGAUGCCUACAACAAGAAGCAGACCAUCCACUACUACGAACAGAUCACACUGAAGUCUAUGGCGGGGUCAGGGCACAAUGUCUCCCAAGAGGCUGUAGCCAUCAAGCGGAUGCUAGAGAUGGGAGCUGUCAAGAACCUCACGUACUUCUGACUUGGAUGAAAGCUGUAACACGCCAGUUCCCUACUUUGCCAUCUGAGUGGCCCCUGUCUCCGGCUUCAGGAUGCCUGGUGCCACUACAACUCACUUGAACUCACCCUCAGUGCGGAGGGUGUCCUGGGACUGGCCAGGUCUCAGGAGAGGCUGUAUCUCUGGCUCCUCUGGUGGAGCCCAGAUCCAGACAGGGUGAACACACUGAGGCUACAGGAGCCUGGCCAAGAGAGGGGGGACUUGCUGCUGUGGCAUCCCCUCUCUGCCAGCACAAAGGGGUUUUGAUUGUUCUGAGGGCUCCUUUUUUUAUUUUGUUUUUUGUUUGUUUGUUUGUUUGUUUGGGGUUUUGUUGUUGUUGCUUGUUUGUUUGUUUGUUCUUUUGUUUUGCUCUGUUUUUGAGACAGGGUCUGACUGUGUAGCCCUGGCUUAUCUGGAACUCACUAUGUAGACCAGGCUGGCCUUGAACUCACAGAGAUCCACCUGCCUCUGCCUCCCAAGUGUUGGGAUUAAAGGCGUGUACGAACACGCCUGGCCCCAGCAACAAGAGAUUAUUUAACAUGCUAUUUAAUUAAGGAGAAGAAAAAUGCAAUGGGCUGGUCCUGUGGCAUUCACAAAAGGGACACAAUACAGUGUUCUGCCCACUUUUUAAUAAAAUUUACAGAAAAUUGGCCUGUUAAGGCCCUGACCUAGAGCUGGCCUCCCGGGAGGAUGGAGGCAGUGAGUGGGAGGGUGUCCUCCAGAGAGGGGUUGCUACCUCCCAGCGGGCAUGGGAAGGGCAUUGACAAGGGGGCUCCAUCUAGAAGGGGCCUCACCUGAAAAAGAGAUUACAAAAGACCAAUAAAAUAUUUUUUUUUUCCUAAAAUGGAA